Teleopsis dalmanni is the source of this 4897-nucleotide messenger RNA. RefSeq lists its product as uncharacterized. The transcript has 2 exons. Gene Ontology annotation, biological process: negative regulation of BMP signaling pathway. Bases 169 to 4632 code for a protein of 1487 amino acids. Gene Ontology annotation, molecular function: RNA polymerase II cis-regulatory region sequence-specific DNA binding; DNA-binding transcription factor activity, RNA polymerase II-specific; SMAD binding. Gene Ontology annotation, cellular component: nucleus. NCBI's taxonomy places the organism in Eukaryota, Metazoa, Arthropoda, Insecta, Diptera, Diopsidae. The record is from RefSeq and is a predicted model, not a curated record.
CUAAAAAUCUAAAAAUCUAAAAAUCAUGACGCCUAUAUUAUUGCUGUUUAAGUUAAUGCUUAAAAACAAAAAAGCUUGGUGUCCACGUGCUGCAAAAAAAUCAUUUAAGUUGACCUAAGCUUCAAAUAGAAAAAUUAAGUACAGCGUCUGUGUCAUUUUUAACGAAAUAUGACUGAAUACGUCACACCAAAUAUACACACAGUUUUGAAGAAAUAUCAAAACACUGCACCUAAAAGUCUGCAAGGUCCUGGUCAUACAUUGGUUGCGACAGCAGCUGAUGGGCUGUGUCAAACUGGUUCAAAAUGUUCCCUGGAUGCGGCUAUAAAUCGUGGAGGAGUUAAUGUAAACAGUGUUGAUUUAAUAUCCAGCGGCAAUAUUUCAGUUGCGACGCGUACACUUAAUUCUUGUUUAGCAGCUAGUAUCAAUUGUCAUUCUACAAGCAGUGGUGUGGAUAGCCUUUGUGAUGACGUACCCAGUGGUAUUGUUGAUGGUAAGCUAGCAGGAUCGGUAGCUGUAUCGAAACCCAUCGCACCAGUAAUUAAGAAAGAGAUUAUAUCUCCUGAAUUAUCUGAGCAUGUAUUAUCAUCACAAACAUCGACAACACCAAUUAAAAUUGUUCCUCCCCCGCCGCCAGAACUUUCACAACCGGUACUGUCAGCAGCUGAUUCAGGGUCCGUUGAACUCUAUGAGACGCGAUUAGAGGGCAAAACUAUUGGGUGUUUUUCGUUGGGUGGAGAAAUGCGUCUGUGCCUUCCACAAUUUCUUAACAAUGUGCUAGCCGAAUUUACCCUCGAUCAAAUAAAUCGUAUAUUUGAUGAAUUGGGCAUAUUUUGUUCGCAAUGUACACCAGAUCAAUUGAUCGAAUUCAAAGCAGCAAAAAUCUUACCAUCUGAUGUCAAGGCUAGCGGUUUAAUAACACGCACUGAUGCUGAGCGUCUAUGUUCUGCAUUAUUGCAUCGAUCGGACUGUAAUAGUUAUAUUAAUGUUGACGAUAUACCUAAAGGAUCAAUUUCAUUUAAAGUUUAUCAUCGUUGCUUCGGAAAAUGUGAAGGUAUUUGUACUCCGGAUAUGUACUCCUUCAAGCAGCAAACCUGUAUUAUGUGCUUAGAAUGUAAAGGCUGGUUUUCUCCGCAAAAAUUUGUUGGACAUGUGCAUCGAAAAAUGGAAAAUCGCACAUGUCAUUGGGGUUUCGAUUCACGUAAUUGGCAUGAUUAUUUACACAUAGCGUUCGACGUCGAAAAUCGCGAUAAAUAUAGGAAAAUAUUGGAUGAGCUUAAAGAAAUCGAAGUAAAGGAAGCAUUGAACGGCCAACGUGAAAUAAAUUAUAUGAAAAGAAAGGCCGACGUUUUUGCAGAUGAAACAUUGUUUGCACAUUCAAUGGGACAAUUAAUGCCGGGUGUACAACCAUCAUCGAACUUACACGUUAUAAGAAAUAAUCAAUGUGGUGAUUUGCGUGACAUUCCAACAAAAAAAUCCAAACAUAUUGAUGAAGCGUCAGUAGUUCAGCUCGAGUAUCAACGUUACCAUACCUUUAUGUACGCACAUUGUGCUCAACAGCAACGAUUGGGGCAAAUGUCAGCUUUUAGGCCAUGGGCAUCUUCAAAAUUUUUAAAUACUGUUUCAUAUAAUGCAGCUGCAGUAGCAUUAUCUACUCUGCCAUAUUUAAGUCAAGAGCCACCAGUUUUACAAAACCCAGAGCGUGUUGUUCGCAAUACAGAUCGUGGUCGCUUUGAGCGUACGUAUCAACCUAAUGUUGCGUUAGCUCCUCGUAAAAUCACAUUGACUAAAGACCGAGAAAAAGAACAGCGAGAGUUGAAAGAAUAUGAGAGAGAAAAAGAAAAACAGAGAGACCGAGAAAUAGAGCGAAUGGAACAUGAGCGAGAACAAGAUAUGGGACCUGUUAAAGAUUGUUUUGUGGAACAAGAUCAUCAAAAAGAAGUCGACCAUGAUAUACGUUCUCGAUAUAAGAAACAAUACGCUCAAAUCGAAAAAGAAAUAAAAAACCAUCAGCAACAUCAUAAUACAGCAGCAAACUUUUGCGAAACUGAAGUACACAUAAAACAAGAACGUGCCAAUACACCAACAGAAGCAUCUGAACCCCAAACACCUAAUAAUAUUGCACUUGAAGGAGAUUUAUUGGAUAUACGUACCAAUGGACCAAUAAAUGAAGAAGUAACAAUUCCAAUGAUCUCUUCAAUAUCAUUAAGUACAAACCCACUUCAUUCUAAAAAUCAUAUGGAUUUAUUGAUGUAUCGACGACCUUCAUUACAUACUUCAAAUUCUUCGACCUGUUCAAAUUCAUCAUCUACCGAUUCGAUAUCAUCACCCCAGCAGCAGAUGUUGCAUUCACAUUUUACUGUACCAGUACAACAGCAACAGCAACAACAGCAACAACAACAACAACGGCACGUGAAUCAUGCGUCUAUGCAAUUUGUACAUGUUAGGCGAUUGUCUUGCUCACCCACAUCAAGUCAUACUCGUAGUCCCGAAGAAUUUUCCAGUUCAAAUGAAAUAACGUCAUCUACUUCCCCAGCGCUUUGCAACACAAAAAUGAUUGAACAUACUGAAUAUUCGCAACAACAAGAUAAUAUACAUCCAUCACAAGUUGAUACAGAGCCAUCGCAAACAAUUAUAUCGACUGUGAAUCAACACAAAAAACUACUGCCAACUUCAGUGUCAGCAACAUUAAGUGGGAACAGUAUUAGUUGUAACAACAAUAACAGCAGUAUUUGCAACGAAAUGCCAAAUCGUAUUCGAAUAAGUAAGAAUUUAAUAAGUCAACCAAAUAUAAUAAGAUCACCAACACCACCAAUUCCACCACCUCCGAAAAGUUUUCCUCAACAAAACCAACAACAAUAUAAUCAACGAUCACAACAAAAUCAAUUUCAACAAAAGCCACAGCAGCAAUGCGAAUAUUUCAAACACAAUCAGUCAGAAAACGACCACCAUGCCUCAUUUUCAAUUAAGAAAUCAUGUGAACAACAAGAGCAACAGUCUUCCAAAAAUGCUGGGCUUAAUCUUAGCAUUAAUUCGUCAAAUUGCAUAUUUCAACAGCAUGCAGACCUUUUACAUAACCAACAAAAUGGUUCAACGCAUAUUGGUAGUGAGUUGGAGUUAUCGACAGACACUGACGAUGAGAGCCUUAACGGAGAUUUGGAUAGUAUCAAUGUGUUGGUUCCAUGGGAACUAGCAGCUGAAGCGUUACGUGACACGCGUCCCAAAGAUCGUGAAUGUAUACUUAAACUACUGCAAAAACUGUUUCAUGAAAAUCAACGACACCGUUUUAACAGUGUUCAACUCAAUAAUAUACUGCAAAAGAGAGAUGCGCACAUCCGCGAAUUGCGGGAACAAUUACAACAAUGUCGAAGACAAUUGGAGGCGUACAGAUUACAGCAGCAAAAUGGCAAAAUUGUUACAAAUGUUGCAAGCAGUGAUACCGAUGAAGUUCAGUCGGCUCUCAAUUUUAAGCGUGAACAAAAACUCUCUGAUAAAAUAGCAACAGAAACAACAACACAGCAAUCGGUAAUAUCCCUAAGUAAGACACAAUUCAAUACGCAACCUCAACAACAACAGCAAGAAAAACUAAACCACAGUAGUGAAACCCAUGUUGUUAACCAUAACAGAGGCAUGGUACACGAGGAAAGUGUACAAGAAGUGGAUGUGAGCACAACAAAUUUAGACAUUUUAAGAAUGAAAGAUUAUAACAAAGUUAUAAAUAGAAAUGUCACAUCAAAUAUUGAUGUAGAUCCAGAUAAUAUAGAUAGUUCUAGCUCAGAUGAAUAUAACAAUAAAAAUCAUCAACAGGACCAUGUUGAAAAUUACGGCAGCAAAGCAAACGAAGCUUAUGUCGAUGUCAUAGUAUCAAAUCUAAAUGCCAUACAGCAGACUGAAUCCUUUCAUACGAAAGACAGCGCUGACAAUGAUUACGAAAGGAACAAAAUUGACGAGGAGAAUAGCCAAAAGUGUUUAAAAAUUCUACAUAGUACUGAAAUGGAAGCAGCUCCUACAUCGGUAGAACCCAAUAUACUGGACUCAACCACAACUACAACUGCAGGUCAGUUGUUCAAAAACAGCUGUAAUAGUGAUAAUAUAUUUUUACAAAAAACCCAAAUGUCCGCAUCGAGAGUACUGUCGAAUAUGUGUGCAGAUGCUGAAGGCAACGAAAUUAUACACGGAAACACACAGAGUAAACAAAGUAAACAAGUAGAUAAUAUUAAUAUUAAUAAAAGUAGCAAAGAGAUCUUUUAUAACAAUAACAGUAACAGUAACAGUAAUAGUAACAGUAAAGAUAGUAGUGAAAAUAAUACUUAUAACAAAAAUCGUCACGAUAAAAAAAAUAAAAAUAAGAUUAAGGAAAGAAACCGAGAUAAAUGCAAAGAGAAACAUAGGCAUAGGGAACGUAACAAAGACAUAAAUAAUUGUAGACAUAGACACAAAUAUAAGGGAAAAGAUAGAGACAGCGAGUUAAGCAGAGAAAAAAAGAUGCGAAAGGAGCAUAUUGAUAAGAUAAUGACUUCAAGAAACAUACCUAUGGCAAGAGCAACAGCUAAAGCCGUACCAAAAAUUGCAACAAAAUUCAACAAGAAACUAACAACGAAUUGCGAUAUACAAAUCAAAACAGAAAAUUAUUAAAUUCAUAGCUUAACUGUAAGUUAGUAAACGCAUACAUUACAUUACAUUAAUGGAAAGUUAAUUACAAGUGCAAGUACUUGAGUAUUGUAUUUUAAUACCUUGUUAAUACUAAAGCUUUUGAUCUCUAUCUUUUAUUUCAAUAAUUAGAUAACCCAUUUAUUUUAUUAUAUUUGAUAUGUGUGUGCGGCUUUUAGUAGUUUAUUGUAUUUGGUAUGGCAUGCUAAAGCUUUUUAAGUUCUCCAUAAAUAAAUGUCCCUUAUGCUUU